Messenger RNA from Plodia interpunctella (Indianmeal moth), 1177 nucleotides. RefSeq lists its product as uncharacterized. Bases 105 to 764 code for a protein of 219 amino acids. Lineage: Eukaryota; Metazoa; Arthropoda; Insecta; Lepidoptera; Pyralidae. The transcript has 5 exons. The record is from RefSeq and is a predicted model, not a curated record.
GCUAUGUGCCAUCUCGCAGGCAUAUAUAUUUCCUCCAUAUAAAACGGUCGCGACGCGCGCACGCAUCAGUUAGUGACGGAACCACAGAGGACUAGCACGCAACGAUGAACAGUCUAUACACAGUAGUGGUGUUGGCGUGUGUGGCCGCUGCGCAGGCGCAGUUCCCCAACGGACGCAUCUUGGAGCCCCCGGUGCCCUCGCAGUGCGUGCAGAGAGUCAUCCACGAGAGAUAUGCUGAUAACAAGGGAUACUUCUUUUCAUGGCGGGACCCGGCGCUCCGAGGUGUGGAGGAAGACUGGCUUAGUGCCAGGAACUACUGCCGGCAGCGCUGCAUGGACCUUGUUUCCUUGGAGACCAGCGAUGAGAACGAGUGGGUCAAGGCCAGAAUAGUGCAGGAUAAGGUAAAAUACAUCUGGACAUCGGGUCGCCUCUGCGACUUCAAGGGAUGCAACCGUCCUGACCUGCUUCCCAACGAAAUCAACGGCUGGUUCUGGACCGCCGAGCUGCAGAAACUGGCGCCCACCACUAACCGCCAGCAGAAUGACUGGUCCGAGGGCGGCGGCAUCGGCAAACCACAACCUGACAACCGGGAGCUGAUCCAAGGCGGCGCGGCGGAGCACUGUGUAGCCAUCCUGAACAACUUCUACAAUGACGGCGUGCAUUGGCAUGAUGUGGCCUGCCACCACAGGAAGCCCUUCGUCUGUGAGGAGAACGACGCCCUUCUCAAAUACGUGCGCUACACCAACCCCAAUCUCAGGGUCUAGACUUCUAGAUCUCCAAGAUCCAUAGCUGCGGCUGAACUAGGUGAAGACGAUCGAACAACUUUCUCGCGAUAAUAAUAGUAAUAGAAGGGCAUUAUGAUAUCGAAUUCCAAUUCCUAUAGCAAUGUACAUGUGAGAAAUAAUUUGAUUCUAUCAUUUUAAAAAAUCAUAACAUGGCAUAGAUGAUACGAACGAUAGAAAUUAGUCGAAUAUCUGCAUGGAAUAACAUCAUGCCCUAACACAGACACUGCCAAAAGUUGUUUUAAUGUAAGUUUUCUACAAAUUAUUACUAAAGGUGCUAGCUUUAAGUAUACCUCAUCACAACCGUAUUUAUUAUUUCAGUAUUGUUUUGAAGUAGUCAUGCAAGAGAUUGUUUAACUGUAAGAUGUGUCAAUAAAGACUGCUAUAAUAUUUAA